Messenger RNA from Patiria miniata (bat star), 3520 nucleotides. It is a transcript of the gene tmem245, whose product is annotated as transmembrane protein 245-like. The coding region runs from base 161 to 2752 and encodes 863 amino acids. The record is from RefSeq and is a predicted model, not a curated record. The transcript has 17 exons. NCBI's taxonomy places the organism in Eukaryota, Metazoa, Echinodermata, Asteroidea, Valvatida, Asterinidae.
GGUUUUUACACAAAAUGUCAUGAAACAGUCGUAAACUACUCUGUAAACUGACACAAACAUAGUCGGGGGACACUGCAAGCAAUGCCGUGAAAAUCGAUCGCAGUUUGGCUUGGGCACCAGACUCGACAUAAUUGGGAAUUUUCGCCAGGGACUUCCAAACAUGGCGAAUCCGUCGACUGACGGCGGGGAACUCCGCUCUCCUUUCGACAGUGUUCUCACCACUUUCCUGCCGCAGGGCCACGAAAAGAACCUCAAACAGGCCUUCUACAAUGCCGCCACCAUUCUCUUCAUUGUGCUUUUCUGUGGUGCUGCGGUUGCGGUGUAUUUCGUUCUGGAGAUUUUCAUCAAACCUCUGUUGUGGGCCGUUUUGUGUGGCACGGUUCUGUAUCCGUUCAAGUACACGCUGACCAGCUAUGUCAGCGGUUGGCUGCAGGGCCUGGAGGACUCUAGCACCCCUCUAGCCGUCGGCACCAUCGCUAUCCCUCUCAGCCUACUCAACUUUGCCUCGGAGCAGCUCGGCCAGGUCAUCUCUCAUCGCUUCAAGCUGCUGGUGGCGGUCUCGCUAGGCCUACCCCUGUCCUACUUGGCUUAUCAAUGCUUGGACUACGUGGUGAACAUCUUACUGGGGGUGUUCUACGUGCUGUACGAGGGGCUGGGUUACUUCAGCACACUGUGGGUGUGGACCAUCAUCAUUGCCUACCUCCUCCUAGUCAUCUUCUGGUGGAAUGAUUCCUCCAAGGCACUCCUUGGGAACCUAGCCGUUCCUGUAUGGAUCAUCCUGCUGCUUCAUCUUGCCAAUCUGACCGGGCCGUUCCGCGUCUUGCUCUUUGUUGUUGUCAUCACCCUGGUGGCACUUGGGUACAGCACGAUGCGCAGGAAGGAAGCCGUGGAUGCCACAGAUGGGGAUGAGGACCAAGAUUCCAGCCUCAAUUCAUCCGAGACCGAGAUCAGCCCUCGCCCUUCCGACACUGCGGUGUCUGCCCAGCCACAAGAGGGCCAGGAUGCAAAGGAAGAUGUAUCCAAAGUAGGGGACAAGCAGGAGGGCAGAGCUAAGAAGGAAGAGGGAGGCGAUGAGACAGAUCUGGAUCGGCCGUCUAGGCUUGAUAUCCCGCAGGCAGCUAAAGAGCCCAAGACGGAACGGAAAAGCAGCAAGGAUAAGACUCCGCUCAGCACCCGCUACCUCCUGGGUCUGUUCUGGACCUGUGUCCUAGUCCGUCUCUGGAUGCACAUGUGGCUGCUACAGCUUCUGCCGAUCCCCAUCGCUAUCUGGCUGCUCAAGAGAGCAGCCACCCAGUCCGGCUUUUGGGACUUCAUGAAAGCCAAGGUGGAGUCUGGGAGGCUGGAUGCGAUGGACUGGGUGGCAGGCAGGGAGGACGCCUUCAUUCCUCCUUACAUCAGAGGUCUGACUACGCUCUUCCUCAAGGGAGACAGAAUGGUGAUUGGUGUUCUGAAGAAUUCUGUCGAUAAAUUCAUCAGUAUAUUCCUCAUCCUUGGGGUCAUGAUUGCAACGGUCAUCAUAGCGUUCCUAUUGGCUAUACAGAUUCAACAGGAGAGCAUGCACUUGAUUCAGUUGUCGGGCAACCUGGUGAACGAGACCAUCGCUCAGAACCCAGAUCUGCAGCAAUGGUUUCCCGGUGCAGCGGACAUGCAGCAAGCCGUGGACUCGGUACUGAAUGAUGCCUACCACUACGGCAGAGAUUGGAUAUCCCACAAGGUGCAUAGUACUCUGGGCGGUGAUGAUGACAAUAAAGAACAGAUUGAGGAGCAGGUGUUACAGUUAUGGGAUCGGCUGUAUGUACAGCUAGCUGCCAAGAAUGGCACAAAUGACAAUGAUGACGAUGACGAUGACAAUCGUCGUUUCCUUGCUGCCAGCGUCAACAUGUCCUGGAACGGUCUGAUGGAGACAGUCGGCAAACUGGACGAGGUCGAGAUGGGGGGCUUUGUUCAGGCUGCGCAGGACAACUUGGAAACUGUCAAAUCGGUCUUGGAGUCAGUCUGGAUGGUACUGAUGAGUAACGUCAGUAUCCUGUUCACAAUUCUCACGGCCCUUCUCAGCUUUGUCUUUGAGGGCAGCACGGCCCUCCUCAACUUCAUCAUUUCUUUCUUGGUGUUUGUGACCACUCUCUUCUACCUGCUGAGUGCAAGCCGUGGUCAGUUCCUGCCCAUGCAGUGGAUCUCGGGGCUGACUCCAGCCGGACAGGCCAGCAGCCGAUACAGCAACGCCCUGGAGACUGCUAUCAGGGAUGUUCUCGGAGCAUCCAUUAAGAUGUCGGCCUUCUAUGGACUGUACACAUGGCUGACGCAUACCCUGUUUGGCAUCAAGAUUGUGUUCAUCCCAACAGCUCUGGCGGCCAUAUUGGGUUUUGUGCCGUUCUUGGGUACCUACUGGGCGGCCAUACCGGGGGUCAUUGACCUCCUGGUUCAAGGCGAGAGGGGUUUGGCCAUAUUCCUUCUCGUCUGCCAUUUCAUCCCGAUGUCCGUGGUGGACACUGCCAUAUACAGCGACAUCAAAGGUGGGGGCCAUCCCUACCUGACUGCCCUCUCUGUGGCCGGCGGAAUGAUCUACUUCGGCCUAGAGGGCGCCCUCAUCGGCCCCAUCCUGCUCUGCGGACUCCUGGUGGUCGUCAACAUCUACAGCAAGAUGAUGCAGGGCUCCGGGAGUGCGCCCUCGCUGGUCAACCUGCGAGGCACGUCCUCGGCCUCCGUGGGCCGAACGAGGUGGGACUUCCGCAGAUCAGACACUGUGUCCUGAAUGAUUACCUCAAGUUACGCACCGUGCUCAUCAAGCAGACCUCGCGAUAAUGCUCUCUGUAUGUUUGAAGCACAAAUGGAGCUUGAUAAUACUUGUAUUAAUUAAGUCAACUUUGCAGUGUGUCUACGCAGUCUGUGUUCUUGUAUAGCAGGGUAUCUUGCCUAAGCAGUAAUCCGUAACCAUGCUAAUAGGAAUUUUAAAUGUAAAAUGACAAAAUAGCAAGAUUAAAAACUAAUAAAUGAUGCUGAAUACAUGUAAAUGGUUGUAUGUUGCGAAGUGCUUACAAUUUCUGAAGAUUUUCAGACGUUUACCUAUAUUUGUCUACUUCUGCAAUAUUUUUUGUUCGUUUAAAGUUUCUCUCUUUCUAUCACAGUACUGUCAUCUUUUAAUUUUUUUCCCAUAAAUUGUGUGGCUGAAGUUGUGUUUCUCGAGCAUGAGGUAUUUCAUUUUAACCUUUUCCUUUUGGAAAUAAUUCUUUGCCGAUAUUAUCUGACUAUCGCAACUUCUUUAAAAAUCAGUGUGGUAGUUUAGUCCAUCACAAGUCCAGUUGCAACCUCACAAGUAAAAUCAUGGUCACAGAUAACAGGGGAUCAACAAUGGUAUAGGAAUGAAUGCCUUCGUUGCGGUUCAUUAGAAGCGCUUGUAAUUAAUCUAUCGCGGUAGAAUCGCGUCAACACAGCUUGUGACAUAUUGUCCAAUUAUAUGAUAUAUACAAAUGGCCUAUGGACGCAGAACGCGCAAAAUCUGAGAUAAGGCAAAGAAAAAAUA